AUGUCUUCUAUUCGGAUGUUAUUUUUGACAAUUCUACUUGUGCUCGUUUUGGAUUAUUCUGAAGGCUUUGUGAAAGGUGUGACGGUUAAAUGCGAGAAUGAAGGUGAAUACAUGGAUUCGGCCAUCUUUGGGCCUCUUCGCGCAGACUCGUGCAUUCGAUGCAAGUGCAAGAACAAGCGAGUCGUGUGUUCCAACCCCAAAUGUCCGACCAUGGAAGGGUGUCACGUGGUGAUGUCUGAACGGACAGCGGAUACAUGCUGUGACGUAUGUAAAGGAUGUACUUAUAAAGGCGUCGAAUACAAGCACAAUGAGACGUGGACAGACCCUAAAGAUUCCUGCACCAACUUGGAAUGUAAAGCUGGUGUUGUUACUAAAUCAACCAUGCAGUGUAAGACCUGCCCGAAUCCCGUGAAGGUCCCUGGUAUGUGCUGUCCCGUCUGUCCCACUGCCAACACCAUCAAAGGCGACUGCUUCAUCGAUGGCAAGCUCGUACGAGACGGAGAAUCGGCCAGCCUUACUGAAGAUACCUGUGCUACGUGUACUUGUGUGAGUGGCAAACUGUCCUGCUCAAAACCAGCUUGUCCCAUUUUGAACUGCCCGCACUCCAUGAUAGUGAACGACCCAUUCAACUGUUGUCCAUACUGCGAAGGUUCGGAGAAGGUGUUCUACCCCAAGAACGGCGCGUGUGUGUUCCGUGGUAUCAGUUACGACAGCGGGAAGGAUUUCAUGCCUGACAAGUGUACACAUUGCAAAUGCAAGGAUGGCUCCUCUCUAUGUGAGCGCAAUGCCUGCCCGGUCUUGGACUGCGUGAAGGGUGAUCAGAUCCACGAGAAAGGAAGCUGCUGUCCCUCCUGUAAGAGAGAUGCGAGGAAAGUCAAUACCUGCUUGAAGGACGAGAGGGUAGUUGAGCAUGGCUUUACAUGGCGCCAGUCCCCCUGCACCAACUGUACCUGUACCAGAGGGAAGGUCAUAUGUUACUCCCAGCAAUGCAAACCCGUAGUCGAAUGUCCCAACAAUCAAGUGUUGGUCCAGAAGAUGGGUGAAUGUUGUCAACGCUGUGCUGAUGCUGAGGCCGUCUGUACCAUCUCCCAAGCCGGCUCCAAGACCCUCGCCUACAAAUCGUUCGACGACCACCAUUUCAAAUACGACGGAGUCUGCAAGUACCUCCUCACUAAAGAUACGGAAGAGAAUACGUUCGUAGUCCGACUCCAAAAUGGUUACUUUACACCGGAUGUGAUUGGUGCUAAAAGGGUUCAAAUCUACGUCAAGGUCAACUCAACGGCCAUGCUGUCCGUUUCUAUUGAGCGAGGACUCGUUGUCAAGGUCAACAAAACACGUGUGCAGCUGCCGUAUGAGGUCAAGGACGUAUUCCGUGUCACAAAGAACAAUGAGACUGUGGACUUUAUCAUGAUGUCUGGUUUGAAGAUACGUUACGCUAAUGAUGGACACGUGCAAGUGAUCGUCUCGAAGAUCUGGGAGGACAGGUUGAGUGGUUUGUGCGGGAACUUUAACGGGCUUUCAGCAGACGACACGACGGGACGUGACGGCCAUGUUUACGGGAAGGAAGCUGCCUUCGCCAGCACGUGGCGUAUUGGUGGAAAGUGUUCGUGUGACCGAUGGAUGGCACCAAAGGACAAUACAGUGUGUACCGGAAACGUCCAGGAGAGGCUCAAAGCGCACGCCCGGUGUAUGGUUCUGAAGCAAGACGAGUUCAAGAAGUGCCGAAAGCUGGUCAAGGUCGAUCCCUAUUACAGAACUUGCCUUGAUCGUGUCUGCCGAUGUAAGCCCAGCAGCAUCAACUGCGAAUGUGACGUCAUCGUUGCAUACCAGAAAGCCUGUGAAACGGUUGGAGAGAUCAUCAAGCUGUCCAAAACAUCGGCGUGUAUAAAAGGUACUCCAACAAAGUCCGCCAAGAGGGAAACAUCUGAAGACAAAGAAAACAAGUCCACGCGCAACAAAAAGUCGGGGAAAACGAAAUCGAGGAAACCGAAAAAAGCCAAGAAACCAAAGAAGGAAAAACGAGAUAAGACAUCGUUGAAGACGUCAAAGGCAUCGAAAGUAGUACAAGAAAUUCCUUCAGGUGAUGACGACCAUAUUGUCGAGCUGCUCGAGAUUAAACGGAAGUACCAACAGGCCCUGGAGAAGUCUGGGAAGGAGCACGUUAUGACGGCGGAGGAGGUACGUUCGCUAGCCGGGGUCAAGGUCGUGAAGAAGCCAGAUCCGGAAGAGAAAAAGAAGAAGUUCGACCGGGGAACGCUUGAUCUGCUUUUCGGGAGAUAA
Molecule: messenger RNA, 2280 nt
Organism: Lineus longissimus
Lineage: Eukaryota; Metazoa; Nemertea; Pilidiophora; Heteronemertea; Lineidae
Product: BMP-binding endothelial regulator protein-like
Exons: 12
Coding region: 1-2280 (759 amino acids)
Biological process (GO): positive regulation of BMP signaling pathway
Cellular component (GO): extracellular region
Molecular function (GO): BMP binding
Source: RefSeq, a predicted model, not a curated record